CUUCGCCGGAAAUACAGGCAUGGGUCAAAGUUAAAACGCUUACCAUGCACGAUGUGAAGAACGAAAGCGUGCACCCAGAUGUGGCCAAGUUUGUUCAAUUCAUUAUAAUUUAUGUUAUUUAGUUGUUGUGUUUGUGUUAACGUCGGAAUAUGUCUCCAAAGAAGAAGCAUGGGUCAAGUCAUCAAUUGACCCAUUUGAUCUACCGACAUUUGAAGGAAAACGGCUUCCAGAAAGCUGCAGAAGAACUCAAAAAGCAUGUGAAGGGCGGAGAACCAGAAGCCUUGUCAACUUCACUACUGGACAUCUACAAUAAAUGGUUUGGAGAUGCUUCGAAGAGUACAAAGACGGGAACAGAACCGGAUUCUUCUGGGUUAAAAAAGAACCGUCAAGCAGACCCUGAAAGCAGCACAGAGAGCUCGAGUUCAGCAGAUGAAGAAACAACACCUGUUAAAGUCUCCCAGACCCCAAAGCCUCAGAGCCCAGCUAAAGACAGCCCAACUAAGGCCAAGACUGCUGUGCAGAGAACUCUUGGAGGGAAGGGGACAGUAGUGGAGGAGAGCACUGGCACAGACAGCUCAGAGGACUCUGAGAGUGAGGAGACACCGCCACAAAAAAGCCCUGCAACGCCCAAAGCCAAUCAUGUUCCAGCUGCAAAGAUCAAGGCCGAGUCAGAGGUCACACCAUCGACCCUAACCAAGGCCAAGUUAACAACCACUUCCACGCCUAAAUCUGGGGCCUCCGACAAUACCAAUGAUACGUCUUCAGACAGGAAAGAGGCAACAACAGUGAUUGUCUUAACAUUGAUUCAGAAAACACCCUUGACGCCAACACCAGUGACGCCAACCAGUAAACCAACAUCAACAGCCAAGACGAAAGCUACUCCAACUAAAGCAGUGGUUGUUGCUACUCCAAGCAAGGCCAAGGCAACAGCAACAUCUACAACAUCCGACUCAUCCAGUUGCAGUAGUGAAUCGUCAGAUAGCGAUGAGGAGAGUCCAGCAGUGAAAACACCCACAACACCAAAAGCAACACCUGCAAAACCAGUAACACCACUUAGUAAAACAACAUCAACAGCCAAGCCAACAACCAAAUCGAAGACUACAGCGCCAGAGACUUCCAGUGACAGCUGUGAUUCAUCAUCAGAAAGUGAAGAGGAAGGUCCAACAAUGACAGCGCCAGUGAAGCAACAGAGAGCAACACCAACAGCCAAGAUGAAAGCCACCCCAGUUAAACCAGUGGUUGCUGCCACUCCAAGCAAGACCUCAGCUAGUAAGGAGUCCAGUGACAGCAUUGAUUCAUCAUCAGACAGCGAAGAGGAGAGUCCAGCAGUGACAACAGCUGCCACUCCGAAAGCUACACCAGUGGUGCAACAGAUAGCAACAUCAACAGUCAAGACGAAAGCCCCUCCGGGUACUCCAGUUAAACCAGUGGUUGCUGCCACUCUAAGCAAGACCUCAGCUAGUAAGGAGUCCAGUGACAGCAGUGAUUCAUCAUCAGACAGCGAAGAGGACAGUCCAGCAACGACAACAGCUGCAACACCGAAAGAUACACCAGCGAAGCAAUCAAAACCAACAUCAACAGCCAGGACGAAAGCCCCUCUGGGUACUCCAGUUAAACCAGUGGUUUCUGCCACUCCAAGCAAGACCUCAGCUAGUAAGGAGUCCAGUGACAGCAUUGAUUCAUCAUCAGACAGCGAAGAGGACAGUCCAGCAAUGACAACAACCUCAAAACCACAAACUACACCAGUGACACCAGGGAAACAAGCAAAACCAACAUCAAAAGCCAAGACGAAAGCCACUCCUGCUACUCCAGCUAAGCCAGUGGUUGCUGCUACCCCAAGCAAGGCCCAGGUAACACCCACUGUCACACCGACAAGUACAGCACCAGAGUCGUCCAACGACAGCAGUGACACACCAUCAGACAUCCCAGAUGAAGCCCCAGCAAAGCAUGCUGAGGUUCAACUUAAGACCCCUGCUUCAGCUAAGAAGGCCCAGAGUGGGGGAAAGGGAAAAAAACCUGCUUCUAAGGACCUACUCCUACUGCUGAACAGUCUUACUUCACCCACAGCUAAAGCCAUUGAGAAGAAGCGCGGCCGUAGUGGAGAAUCCUCAGUUGAGGAAACUCCAGCUGUUACAGCAACACCUGCUGUUGCUCCAGCCACAAAUAUAGGAAAGAAGGUGGCUGCAAAAGACAAGAAAGCAACCUCGUCGAAGAAAGCACAAGCCCCAGCUCCAUCAGCCAAGAGGAAAAGAGGUGAAGACAAACCAGGGGACAUGCCCGUUAAAGGCAAAAAGAAGAAGCCCUCCCCUGAGACUGUCAUGGCUGCCCUGCCUCUGACCGUUCUUGGUCCUCCUCCUACAGGGGGAGACGACUCUGGCUCGGACUCUGAUACCGAUCUGGACGUGGAGAAGUGGAAGAGACUGGCACUGGAACUAUCAGACACAAGCAUCGCCAAAAUGGACGCCAUCACUGCGCUGAACGCUCCACCUGCUCCCACCUCACCUGCCUCAGCAGCGAAGAAAACAAGAGCACCGAGGAAGCCCAGGGCUAAAGCUGCACCGAAGACACCACCCAAACCCAGGGCUAAAGCUGCACCGAAGACACCACCCAAACCCAGGGCUAAAGCUGCACCGAAGACACCACCCAAACCCAGGGCUAAAGCUGCACCGAAGACACCUAAACCCAAGGCUGGCGCUGCAGUGGAAAAGUCUAGUGCUGCUGAAAAGGUCAAGACUACAGCUGAAAAGGAAGAUGGGAAUGGGAAAACCAAGACAACUGCAAAAGCUAGUAAAGCCAAGUCCAGUCAGGCUAAGAAGGCAGCACCUCCCACCCCAUCAGUCAAAACAUCUCCCACCCCAUCCCCUGAAGGCCAAGCAGAGAUCAACAAUAAUACUGCCGACCUUACGACCGUGGCAGACAAACAGCCACCCUCCACGCCUGUAACCCCAACACCUAAUGGAAAACCGUCAGCCAAGAAAAGGAAGAGGAAAAAUAGGAACAAUGAGACUAAAGCAGAUGACAAUUCACCACAACCCCAAAAGAAGAAAAGGGAAACUGGCGAAGAGAAGACUGAUGAAAUGAAAAAUGAGACCGUAGAAGAGAAGGAACCAGAGAAGGAAAAGAAGAAGACGACUAAGGAGAAUGGGGCAAAAAAGGACAAGGGAACGAAGAAGAAACAGGAGGCGAUAAGAAAGGAGAAUGAGACAAAGAUGGAACUGGAAAAGAGGAAGAAGAAGAAGAAGAAGAAGAAGAAGAACGAAUGAGAACUGUGUUGACAAGGAACCACCACCACCUCCAUCCACCACAGUAACACCUGAUCCUCCAACAGAGAAGAAAAAGAUUAAAAAGCUGAAACUCUCAGAGACUGCAGUGCCUGAGAUGCCAGUCACACCUGCCCAAGACUCCAUCCCUGUACAGCACCCUCCAGCACCCACAGAGACCCCACCUAAAAAG
Messenger RNA from Salmo salar (Atlantic salmon), 3453 nucleotides. RefSeq lists its product as uncharacterized. Gene Ontology annotation, cellular component: nucleolus; nucleoplasm. The record is from RefSeq and is a predicted model, not a curated record. Lineage: Eukaryota; Metazoa; Chordata; Actinopteri; Salmoniformes; Salmonidae. Gene Ontology annotation, molecular function: protein binding.